GUUGCCCGGGUCUCGCUCCCUACACCCCGGCGGAGCCGAGUCCAGAAGGGACGCGCCACACCAGCACUCAGCAGACCCCGACCCCCAGGCUCCGCCUCCGCGCCAUGGCCGCGCCGGGAUCCCGCGCCUUACGGGCUGCGCUCUGUGGCGGCUGCUGCUGCCUCCUCCUGUGUGCCCAGCUCGUUGUGGCUGGUAAAGGAGCUCGAGGCUUUGGGCGGGGAGCCCUGCUCCGCAUGAACAUCUGGCCAGCUGUCCAAGGGGCCUGCAAACAGCUGAAGCUCUGUGAGCAUUGUGUGGAGGGGAACAGAGCACACAACCUCACUGACUGCGUGUGGGAGCAGUGUCAGCCGGAGGAGCCAGGACACUGUGUGGCCCAAGCUGAGGUGGUCAAGGAAGGUUGCUCUGUCUACAACCGCUCAGAGUCAUGUCCAGCUGUGCACCACCAUCCCACUUAUGAACCGAAGACCAUCACAACAGAGGGCCCUUCGGUCCCCGAGGCGCACGGCCCUGGCUUUGACGGGGCCAGCUUCAUUGGUGGCGUCGUGCUGGUGCUAAGCCUGCAGACAGUGGCCUUCUUUGUCCUGCGCUUCCUCAAGGCCAAGGACAGCACCUACCAGACACUCAGGGAGGAGAACCAGUAGGUGACAGCACAGGCAGCCUUCGGCCUGCAGCUCUGUGGCCACGGGCAGGAGCCUGGGCCCUGUGUGCGGUUUGGUUUUCCUCUGAGAAGGGGAGCUGCUCUGAGGCCCCCGUGUGCUGUGGCCCCAUGUGUGCUGUGGGGCGGAUCGCUGCAGCCUCCAUUAAAGUGUUUGCUCUUUUGACCACCGCCUGCUCUCUGAGGGUGGGUGUCCUUGGCCUGGCUGAGGUGGGGCCACUGCCCUGAGUGCCCUCUCUGUCUGGCCUCUGCAGAAUCUGACCCCCUUCAGGCCUGGAUUCCACACUCAGGGGAAAAAGGAUGAAGAGGCUGCCCUCUUGACCCGCUUGUGGGCACUAGGGGUGGGAGAAACUGUGGUCACCAAAUUCUGGCCCCUGUGGGCACCGAGCAGGCUCGGUGCCCAGUACCUGACAUCCCCUCCUGUCUGGGCCUGGUACCUGCAGAUGAGAGCAUCCUUCAACCACCUCCUGUCUCAUCCAUCAUCCCUGUGGGGCCCCCUGCCUGGUACUAGGUCUGGAGCCUGCCUCCUCCCAUCAACCUGGCCUGGACACUGCCCCCAAAUAAAGGAGCUCUUUCCAGCA
Molecule: messenger RNA, 1236 nt
Organism: Aethalodelphis obliquidens (Pacific white-sided dolphin)
Lineage: Eukaryota; Metazoa; Chordata; Mammalia; Artiodactyla; Delphinidae
Gene: CD164L2
Product: CD164 molecule like 2
Exons: 6
Coding region: 105-641 (178 amino acids)
Cellular component (GO): cytoplasmic vesicle
Source: RefSeq, a predicted model, not a curated record